This is a messenger RNA of Trichomonas vaginalis G3, 780 nucleotides long. Its product is annotated as glycoprotein 38 family. The record is from RefSeq and is a predicted model, not a curated record. The transcript has a single exon. NCBI's taxonomy places the organism in Eukaryota, Parabasalia, Trichomonadida, Trichomonadidae. The coding region runs from base 1 to 780 and encodes 259 amino acids.
AUGAAAGUCACUAAAUCUGUCACAGUAAAUAAUCCACUUGCAGUAACGUAUAAUGAAUCUACAUCAUAUGUCUAUUCAAAAGUCAAAUGUCUAACGAAGUUAGAUGGAUGCCAACUUCAAAUUGUUCCAUUUAUUCCAACCGAAAUUAGUUAUUCCGAAGAUAAAUUACAUGAUUGGGAUGCAGUUGCUGUUAAGCAAAAAAGACAAUUAAAUUAUUUUUCAACAAUGGCAUCAGGAUCAUUUUCUCAAAAAAUAAAAUAUAACACUCAAUAUAGGGUUUCAGAAAAAAAAUUAACAUUUGUUACUGAAUCAUUGACAUAUAUGAACAUUAAUCCUUCAAUUAAGAAAAUCAUGAAUACAUCAAAUAACGAUAAUAUUUAUCUUAUAGUUAGAACAGAGAAAGAUCGUCCUAGAAGCGAAGCAGCACAAUUUAAUGGAGAAAUAUUCAUAGAAAUAGAUGAAUCUAGAUCUUAUAUAGCGUAUAUCGAAAAAGGUAGAAACUAUAAAUAUAAUAUAGAGGGUAAAGUCGAACUAGAAUUUUUGAAGACAGGAAGUCCACCAGCAGAUAUAGAAAAGAUGCUCUUCGCUGAUGAUUUAGAAGUAAUUCUUCUUGGAGAAGAUGCUGUUAAAACAACAGAUCAAGUUAAAGAAGAUACAAAGAAUACAGCGGACAGCAGCAGUAGCUUCCCUGUAUGGGCUAUUGCAGUUAUUGCGGUUGCAUCUGUUAUUGUCAUUGUCUCCAUUAUUGUUGGCGUUAUUAUUUGCGUUAAGAAAUGCUAG